Messenger RNA from Prunus mume (Japanese apricot), 517 nucleotides. RefSeq lists its product as uncharacterized. The record is from RefSeq and is a predicted model, not a curated record. NCBI's taxonomy places the organism in Eukaryota, Viridiplantae, Streptophyta, Magnoliopsida, Rosales, Rosaceae.
AUGUCGUUUGUCCUCUCCUUAAAACGGCAACUCUUAUUCACUGGUAUAAAUAUAUUAGAGAGACGCCAAAAACCGAAACACAAGAGAGAUAUGGCGGUGUGGUCGUAUCCACCGACGCCCAAGCAGCUGGCGGUGACGGCGUGCUGUUUCGUGACGGGGGUGGCGCUGUUCGCCGUCGGAGCUCAUCUUUCACUUGCCAACGUGGGCCCACAACAGGACCGGGUCAAGGCUCGCAGGAAUUUCGUCAAGGACCGACUAAGAAAGCUCCUGGAUGAUUAAUUGGUUUGAUGCUUUUCAAGCAUUGAAUUUUGUUCCUUUUUGUCUCACAGUUGAGUAAGAAAUGUUAUGUUGUCAAGUUGUUAAUUUCAACUCUUGAUUGAGUGAUGUUUUGUUAGUUCUAAGUUACUUAUGAUCACCAAAUGUUUAUAUGUAGACUGGUCUUUCUUGCCAAUGCCAUGUAAUUUUUCAAGAAAAACCCUGAUCCUCAAAAGUCAAUUCAACCAGCUGUUUGUUUGAG